This is a messenger RNA of Schizosaccharomyces japonicus yFS275, 1053 nucleotides long. RefSeq names its product manganese ion transporter. Gene Ontology annotation, cellular component: mitochondrial inner membrane; membrane. Bases 1 to 1053 code for a protein of 350 amino acids. The record is from RefSeq and is a predicted model, not a curated record. The transcript has a single exon. Lineage: Eukaryota; Fungi; Ascomycota; Schizosaccharomycetes; Schizosaccharomycetales; Schizosaccharomycetaceae. Gene Ontology annotation, biological process: mitochondrial transmembrane transport.
AUGGCACAUUCUUCGUCUGCUGAUGCAAGACGACCGGUGCUGUCGGUGGCCGCAGAGCCGAAUGUCACCGUACGCGCCAAAAUGAUGUCGGCAUGCGUUGGCAGCUGCCUAACGACGCUUGUGCUGACGCCAAUGGACGUGGUAAAGACGCGUAUCCAAAGUGAAAGUGUUAUCCAGGAGCUGGCACGCGGCGGCGCUAGCAGCGUCAAGGGCAAUGCGACUGUUGGUCUUCCUGUAGCCGUUACGUCGCGUCCUUUGCGUGGUUUCGUUCCGGGAAUUGUGCAAAUUGCGCGUUACGAAGGCAUUGGCAGUCUCUGGCGCGGUGUGCUGCCUUCGUUAGCAAUGUUGCUGCCUGCAAACACUGUGCAAUUCCUUGGGUAUGAGACUGUCCUCCCUCGACUGACCGACUGGAAUGUUCCAGCGUCAGCAGCAGUGGCAGGAGCAUUUGCUCGUUGUUUUUCGGCUACCAUUGUCUCACCCAUCGAGUUGUUUCGGACGCGAAUUCAAGCAGCCGGCAGUCACUAUCACCAGCUGCAUCCUGGUGCCGCCCACACUCCCGCAGCAGCUCGAGCAGCUCUUGUCCGACUCGUAUUCUCGGGCAUGCGUGACAACGUUCGUGAGUUUGGUUUCCUUAGUCUUUGGAGCGGCGUCAGUCUGACGCUUUGGCGCGACGUUCCUUUCAGUGCGUUUUACUGGUGGGCGUAUGAACAGUGUCGAGCCUUUUUCCUCCAGCAUCCUCGUCUAAGGCUGCUUCCGCCUGGUUACUCGGCGGGUGAUCCCGACAUCAACUUCAUGAGCGGCGGAAUCGCCGGAAUCGGUGCGAGUUUGCUUACACAGCCCUUCGACGUAUCGAAGACGGCCCGCCAGGUGCACGGCCAACACCUGUCCCGCGGCCAAGCCCUGCGUAUUCUCUGGAACAGAGGCGGCGUCCGAGCCCUCUGGACCGGCACGCUCCCUCGCUGUGCCAAGGUAGCCCCUUCGUGCGCAAUUAUGAUAUCCACCUACCAUUUCAUGAAGCACCUUUAUGAGCGGCCCCGCCCGUCCGACUACUGA